AGGACCGCGGCGGCCUCGGAGCGGGUCUGGGGGCGCCAUGGGGCGCGGGAGCGGCACCUUCGAGCGUCUGCUAGACAAAGCGACCAGCCAGCUCCUGCUGGAGACCGACUGGGAGUCCAUCCUCCAGAUCUGCGACCUCAUCCGCCAGGGGGACACGCAGGCGAAAUAUGCCGUGAGCUCCAUCAAGAAGAAGGUCAACGACAAGAACCCCCACGUGGCCUUGUACGCCUUGGAGGUCAUGGAGUCAGUGGUGAAGAACUGCGGGCAGACGGUGCACGACGAGGUGGCCAACAAGCAGACCAUGGAGGAGCUGAAAGAGCUGCUGAAGCGGCAGGUGGAGGUGAGCGUGCGCAACAAGGUCCUGUACCUGAUCCAGGCCUGGGCACACGCUUUCCGAAACGAGCCCAGGUACAAGGUGGUCCAGGACACCUACCAGAUCAUGAAGGUAGAAGGACACGUCUUCCCGGAGUUCAAGGAGAGCGACGCCAUGUUCGCCGCGGAGAGGGCCCCCGACUGGGUGGACGCUGAGGAGUGCCACCGCUGCAGGGUGCAGUUCGGGGUGGUGACGCGCAAGCACCACUGCCGGGCCUGUGGGCAGAUCUUCUGCGGGAAGUGCUCCUCUAAGUGCUCCACCAUCCCCAAGUUUGGCAUCGAGAAGGAGGUUCGCGUGUGCGAGCCCUGCUACGAGCAGCUGAACAGGAAAGCAGAAGGGAAGGCCGCCUCGACCACCGAGCUGCCCCCGGAGUACCUGACCAGCCCUCUGUCUCAGCAGUCCCAGCUACCCCCCAAGAGGGACGAGACGGCCCUGCAGGAGGAAGAGGAGCUGCAGCUGGCACUGGCCCUGUCACAAUCCGAGGCCGAGGAGAAGGAGAGGCUGAGACAGAAGUCAGCGUAUGCCACGUACCCGAAGGCAGAGCCCACACCUGCAGCCUCGUCAGCACCCCCCGCCAGCAGCCUCUACUCCUCGCCCGUGAACUCAUCAGCGCCUUUGGCUGAGGACAUCGACCCUGAGCUCGCACGGUACCUGAACCGCAACUACUGGGAGAAGAAGCAGGAGGAGGCCCGCAGGAGCCCCACGCCAUCCGCGCCCGCACCCCUGGCAGAGCCCCCCGCCCAGCCCGGGGAAGGACAUGCCGCCCCGGCCACCGUGCUAGAGACGCCCCUCCCGGAGACGGACGCGCAGCCCAUGGCCCCUCCCAGCGGCCCCUUUGGUGAGAACGGGGAGUCGGAGGAGAGCCACGCGCGCUUCCUGCGGGCGCUGCAGAACGCCGUCACCACCUUCGUCAACCGCGUGCGCAGCAACCACGUGCGCGGCCGCAGCAUCACCAACGACUCGGCCGUGCUCUCGCUGUUCCAGUCCAUCAACGGCAUGCACCCGCGGCUGCUGGAGCUGCUCAACCAACUGGACGAGCGCAGGCUGUACUAUGAGGGGCUGCAGGACAAGCUGGCGCAGAUCCGCGAUGCCCGGGGGGCGCUGAGUGCCCUGCGGGAGGAGCACCGGGAGAAGCUGCGCCGUGCAGCCGAGGAGGCUGAGCGCCAGCGCCAGAUCCAGCUGGCUCAGAAGCUAGAGAUCAUGCGGCAGAAGAAGCAGGAGUACCUGGAGGUGCAGCGGCAGCUGGCCAUCCAGCGCCUGCAGGAGCAGGAGAAGGAGCGGCAGAUGCGCCUGGAGCAGCAGAAGCAGACCAUCCAGAUGCGCGCCCAGAUGCCUGCCUUUGCCCUGCCCUACGCCCAGCUGCAGGCCAUGCCCGCGGCAGGCGGCGUGCUCUACCAGCCCUCGGGCCCGGCCAGCUUCCCGGGCACCUUCAGCCCCGCCAGCUCGGUGGAGGGCUCCCCCAUGCACACCAUGUACAUGAGCCAGCCCGCCCCGGCCGCCGGCGGUCCCUACCCCAGCAUGCCUGGCACCGGAGCAGACCCCGGCAUCGUAGGCACCUACAUGUAUCCAGCAGGGCCCGCGGGCGCCCAGUCCACGCCCCAGGGACCAGCCGGGCCCACGGCCAGCCCAGCCUACUCGUCCUACCAGCCCACUCCCACGCAGGGCUACCAGGGUGUGGCCUCACAGGCCCCGCAGAGCCUCCCCGCCGUGCCCCAGCCCCCACAGCCUGGCGCCACGGCCUAUAUGGGCAGCCAGUCGGUCUCCAUGGGCUACCAGCCUUACAGCAUGCAGAAUCUCAUGACCACCCUUCCCAGCCAGGACGCGCCCCUAGCACCCCCGCAGCAGCCCUACAUCUCGGGGCAGCAGCCCAUGUACCAACAGAUGGCCCCCCCGGGUGGUCCUCCCCAGCAGCAGCCCCCGGUUGCCCAGCAGCCACCGGCACAGGGACCCCCAGUGCAGGGCAGCGAAGCCCAGCUCAUCUCCUUCGACUGACCUCCAGGGACCUCGGCCUCAGUAACACUACCGCCCCUAACCAGCCCUGCCCUGCCCCCGCCUGCUGUGCUGCCCCCGCUGCCGGCCGUCCUGGCCCCCCGUCUCCCUGCCUGUGUCCGAGUUCUGCCUUCCUUCCCCAGGGCUGGGCCUCAGGGAGGACCCCGGGAGGGACGGGCCUCCUGGACCAGGGGGCCCAAGCCCGGGCGUCAGGCCUAGCCACGCGCCCCCACGAGGCUGCGGGGCUGGUGGUCGGGCCAGCGCCCCCCUAUCCGUGGGUGGGGGUCCCGGCCUCCCAGCGGGGCUGUCUCCAGCGUGUCUGCUCCCGCGUUGUCCUCGCACCCAGCUCCCCGUAGAAGGAAUGGAACCUGACAAUAAAAUGCCUUUCAAUAAGCAUCCGAGUGUCCGCGCGAA
Molecule: messenger RNA, 2776 nt
Organism: Talpa occidentalis (Iberian mole)
Lineage: Eukaryota; Metazoa; Chordata; Mammalia; Eulipotyphla; Talpidae
Gene: HGS
Product: hepatocyte growth factor-regulated tyrosine kinase substrate
Exons: 22
Coding region: 38-2365 (775 amino acids)
Molecular function (GO): ubiquitin binding; metal ion binding; phosphatidylinositol binding
Source: RefSeq, a predicted model, not a curated record